Linepithema humile (Argentine ant) is the source of this 1134-nucleotide messenger RNA. Its product is annotated as macro domain-containing protein PG1779. The record is from RefSeq and is a predicted model, not a curated record. Gene Ontology annotation, cellular component: nucleoplasm. NCBI's taxonomy places the organism in Eukaryota, Metazoa, Arthropoda, Insecta, Hymenoptera, Formicidae. Gene Ontology annotation, biological process: DNA damage response; purine nucleoside metabolic process; peptidyl-glutamate ADP-deribosylation. Gene Ontology annotation, molecular function: ADP-ribosylglutamate-[protein] hydrolase activity.
UGUCGGUGAAAUGGUUAAAUGUAUAUCAUCAUAUUAUUACACAUCACACUACAUAUCACGUAAAAUACGAACAAACAGCGGUAUUUUUGCGAUAAUACGCGCGUUUAUCGACAAUCAGCUACAGGAAGGCAGUGAAAUACCCAACAGGAUUUUCUAAUCAGUUGAAAACGUGAUACCGGCGAAUGACAAAAAACCCAAAAGCAUUGUUCGCCGCAGAAUAUGCUUGCUCUGAAAGCGACAGUUGCUAAUUGCUUCUUCAGACGUGCCCGUGUCCUUGAUAGUUUCUUAUCGAGAGGAAACUCGACUGCGUCAAUCAAACCUGAAGGAAAAAUGUCGUUCGAAGAGGAAAAACAGAAAUUCUUGAACAUGCCGUUAGAAGAGAAGAGAAGUUUCUACAAGACAGGUGUUACAACUCUUGAUCAGGUUUUUACCUGGCCAGAAUAUUUGGACAAGAACAAGUCCAAUAUUGCCAAGACCCUUGAAAAAAUUGAAAAAGUCGACAAAGACAUAGCGGGAAAAGUGUCACUGUGGCAAGGAGACAUAACAUCACUUGAAAUUGAUGCGAUUGUCAAUGCUGCAAAUUCGAGUCUUUUGGGAGGUGGUGGAGUUGAUGGGGCUAUCCAUAAAGCAGCAGGAUCAAAUUUACAAAAGGAAUGCGCAACAUUAGGAGGCUGUAAAGUUGGCGAAGCUAAAAUUACAGGAGGUUACAUGCUACCGGCUAAAUAUGUUAUUCAUACAGUUGGUCCUCAAGGUGAGAAGCCGGAUAAAUUACAAAAAUGUUAUGAAAACAGUCUGGCUCUGGCCAAAGAAAAUCAGCUGCGUACCAUCGCAUUUCCAUGCAUAUCAACUGGAAUUUAUGGAUAUCCACAAGGACCAGCAGCCAAAGUAGCUUUAUCAACAGUCAAGAAAUUUCUUCUGGAAAAUAAAGAUGCUGUGGAUAGAGUUAUCUUCUGCUUAUUCUUAAACACUGACAAAGACAUAUACGAGGAGUUGUUGCAAAAAUAUUUUACUCUUGACUAAAUAUCUUUGCAUGUGAAUCUCUAUCUCUAUUUUUGCAAAUUCCUUCACAAUAUCUAAUAUAAUCUUAUAAAACUGUAUAUGAAUGAAGUAUUCAUAAAAGAUAUUAAUAUAAUA